GCAUGUAAAAGAAAAGAAAUCAGUAUAUUCAAUUUUCAAAAAGAACGAUCCUUGCCUCGAGGAUGAAUUACGAGACUAUUCUACUUCCCCAAGGGAACUACUACAGUUUUGGGGUGGUUUCCAUUGAAUGAAAUGAGUUUUGAUAGCUGCAUCAUCUACUACAGUUAUAGAUGAUGCACCAUGAAUUUUCCUAAGAUCUUCAGGUAAACCUAAUCUAUGUUUUCAGAAAAUUUCUGAUACUACGGGUAGAUGCUCCAUUCUCUCAUGCUGAUCUCUUAAAAAUGUUACUUCAAAACGAUUGCCGCAUUUCUCAGAGCCAGGUAUCUUUGCACAUGAUCAUUGGGAAGAGACCUCACAAGCUUGAAGACCUCAGCAUUUGCAUAGCGGAGAUUGGUCCUUGGAUCAUAGUAAGGUGCCUGCAAGGAUAGAACAACAAAUAAAUUUCUGAAUGGUCAAGAAUGCUCAAAAUGGGCAUUAUACACUCCAAAAAUGAGUCUUAAGUCCUCAAGUUUGACGAAUUAAUCAGAACCACAUACCUCAAAUCCUGUUAUAUCACAAAUUUUCUUACAUGGAUGCAUGGAGGGAGAUGAUUCAAUAUUAAUGUCUACAAAACAAGAUUCAACCAAGGAAUAAAAUUUCAUCAGGUUA
Molecule: messenger RNA, 648 nt
Organism: Rubroshorea leprosula
Lineage: Eukaryota; Viridiplantae; Streptophyta; Magnoliopsida; Malvales; Dipterocarpaceae
Source: the annotation of a GenBank genome assembly